CUGGAGUUUAAAUAAAAAAAACACUUUUAAUUUGUUUUUUAAGUUUUUGUUUGAUAUCCAUUUUAAAUUUUGUUUUUUCAAAGAUAAUUAUGGCUCAGAAAAGUAUUACAUCGUUUUUUACAAGUCUUUCGUCGAAAAAAUCUACUGAAAAUAGUAAUAACGAAAAUGGUGUGAAAAAGACCGAAGAAAAUGUAUCAAAGAAACGGAAGAAAAAAAGUGAAUCAGAUGAAGAUAAUUCGAAUAAAAAAAGUGUAAAACCGAGUAAAAAACAGCAAAGAUUAUCCGAAGAUAAUAAAAAAUCACCUCUGAAGCAGCAAAAACUAUUCGAAGAUAACAAAAAAUCGCCUGAAAAACAACAUAAAAUAUCCGAAGAUAGUAAAAAUUCGCCUGAAAAGCGUACUAAAAAUGAAGAUGUUACAGAAGAUAUUAAACCAUCGAAGAUAAAAAGAAGAAAUCGGUUAAUUUCAUCUAGUUCGGAGAGUGAAAAUGAUGCCCAAAAUAAUUCCAAAGAAAAUGCAAACACCAGUGAUAAUGAAAUUGAUGAAAGACUACUCAAAACACCCGAAAAGAAAACUAAUGGUACGGUUAAAAUAGAGGAAAAUGAUUCACCGAAACAAGAAAAGAAAGCUAAUGGUGUUGUAAAAACCGAAGAAGAAAAUAGUGAUUCACCGAAAAAAACACCAGAGAAAAAAUUUAAUAGCUUCUUUGCACCAAAAAAAUCAAAGUCUCCAAAAGUUGAAGCCAAUAAAAGUGAUGAAACAAAACCAACAGAUAAUUCUAAAACUGGAGUUAAGAACUUAUCACUGAAUCCAGUUUCGAAAAAUGAAAUCGAGUAUAAUCCAACAUUAGUUAAAUAUCAUCCAAUCGAAAGUGCUAUUUGGAAACGUGGCGAAAGAGUCCCAUACAUUGCAUUAGCUCGAACCUGGGAAGAAAUUGAAAAUAUAUCAGCCCGUUUAAAAAUGAUUCAAUAUUUAAGUAAUUAUUUUCGAUCAGUUCUCGUAUUAACUCCAGAUGAUUUAUUACCAUCAGUAUAUUUAUGUCUAAAUAAAUUAGCUCCUGCCUACGAAGGUUUGGAAUUAGGAAUUGCUGAAACGACAUUAAUGAAAGCAAUUGCACAAACAACUGGCAGAACUGUUGCACAAAUUAAAUCCGAUGCUCAAUCAACUGGUGAUCUUGGAAUUGUUGCCGAACAAUCACGAAGUAAUCAACGAAUGAUGUUUCAACCAGCUAAACUUACCGUUAAAGUUGUUUUUGAUAAACUAAAAGAUAUUGCACAAAUGACUGGCCAUGCUUCUAUGGGAAAGAAAGUCGAUAAAAUUCAAUCGAUGUUUGUUGCAUGUCGACAUUCUGAAGCCAGAUUUUUGAUACGUUCGUUAGGUGGAAAAUUACGUAUUGGUCUUGCCGAACAAUCAUUGUUACAAGCGUUAGCUUUAGCAUUUUCAACAACACCACCCUGCCAAGAUUAUCCACCAGAAGAGAUUAAUGUAGCAAAGAAAAUGUCUGAGGAUGCAUUUAAGCAACAUUACGAUAAGAUUGCUUCCAUUCUUAAAACGACUUAUUGUGAAUGUCCAAAUUAUGAUAUGAUUAUACCAGUGAUUCUCAAACAUGGCGUACUUGAUUUACCAAAUCAUUGUAAAUUAACUCCAGGUGUACCGCUCAAACCUAUGUUAGCCAAUCCUACAAAAGGUGUUCAAGAAGUUUUGACCCGUUUUGAUAAUAUUAAAUUUACAUGCGAAUGGAAAUACGAUGGCGAAAGAGCUCAAAUCCAUAUUUCAGAAGAUGGUAAAGUAUCGAUAUUCAGUCGAAAUCAAGAGAACAACACCACAAAAUAUCCAGAUAUUAUCUCUCGAAUACCAUUAUGUAAAAAAGAUACCGUAAAAUCAUGUAUCCUUGAUUGUGAGGCGGUUGCUUGGGAUGAUGAGAAAAAACAAAUUUUACCCUUCCAAGUGUUAAGUACACGUAAACGUAAAGAUGCAAACGAAGCUGAUAUUAAAGUAAAAGUUUGCGUGUUUAUGUUCGAUUUGUUGUACUUAAAUGGCGCACCAUUAGUACGUGAACCAUUUUUAGAGCGUAGAAAUUUAUUACGUGAACAUUUUAUGGAGAAAGAAGGCGAUUGGCAUUUUGCUACGUCAAUGGAUACAACGACCAUGGAAGAAGUACAAGAUUUCUUAGAGGAGAGUGUUAAAGGCAAUUGUGAAGGGCUUAUGGUGAAAACUUUAACAACGGAUGCUACGUAUGAAAUAGCAAAACGUUCACGAAAUUGGUUAAAAUUGAAGAAGGAUUAUUUAGAAGGUGUUGGAGAUACAAUCGAUGUAGUAGUGAUUGGUGGUUAUUUGGGUAAAGGAAAACGUACUGGAACUUAUGGUGGUUUCUUGAUGGCAUGUUACGAUCGAGAUAACGAAGAAUUUCAAAGUAUAUGCAAGCUGGGUACAGGUUUCAGUGAUGAAGAUUUACAAAAACACACCGAAUUCCUUAAAGAACAUAUUAUACCAAAACCAAAAUCGUACUAUCGAUACGACACAUCACAUGAACCAGAUCAUUGGUUUGAUGCCGUCCAAGUAUGGGAAAUAAAAUGUGCUGAUUUAUCGUUAUCGCCUGUACACAGAGCAGCACUGGGAAUUGUUGAUCCAGAAAAAGGUAUUUCUUUACGAUUCCCACGAUUUAUGCAUAUUCGUGAUGAUAAAUCACCAGAAGAUGCAACUAGUUCACGACAAAUUGCAGAUAUGUACUCAAAUCAAGAUCAAAUUAAAAAUCAACAGGGCAAUCAAAUUACAAAUAUUGAGGACGAAUUUUAUUAAA
Messenger RNA from Chrysoperla carnea, 2799 nucleotides. It is a transcript of the gene DNAlig1, whose product is annotated as DNA ligase 1. Gene Ontology annotation, cellular component: nucleus; mitochondrion. The record is from RefSeq and is a predicted model, not a curated record. Gene Ontology annotation, molecular function: DNA ligase (ATP) activity; DNA binding; ATP binding. Lineage: Eukaryota; Metazoa; Arthropoda; Insecta; Neuroptera; Chrysopidae. The coding region runs from base 90 to 2798 and encodes 902 amino acids. The transcript is spliced from 13 exons. Gene Ontology annotation, biological process: Okazaki fragment processing involved in mitotic DNA replication; DNA biosynthetic process; DNA repair.